Messenger RNA from Postia placenta MAD-698-R-SB12, 234 nucleotides. RefSeq lists its product as hypothetical. Lineage: Eukaryota; Fungi; Basidiomycota; Agaricomycetes; Polyporales; Adustoporiaceae. The transcript is spliced from 2 exons. The record is from RefSeq and is a predicted model, not a curated record. Bases 1 to 234 code for a protein of 77 amino acids.
AUGGUAAGAGGGGGAGAUAAAGCACUUAAGUGUGGGGGAGGUAAUGCUGUUAAGCGCAACAACAAAGUGAAUAGAACUGGGGGACAGGGUGCCCCAGGAUGCUGCCUUAUAUACAUGAGGGAAAACCCCCCAGGGACCGGUAAUGGACCCCUGGUACCUAGCUGGAAUGAUGUCAUGGUCCAAAAGGAGUCUGGUUUCUAUCUAGAAAAGGUCCGGCAUCAGAGUCCAGCCUGA